This is a messenger RNA of Triticum aestivum (bread wheat), 2793 nucleotides long. Its product is annotated as probable E3 ubiquitin-protein ligase HIP1. Gene Ontology annotation, molecular function: ubiquitin protein ligase activity. The coding region runs from base 474 to 2483 and encodes 669 amino acids. The transcript is spliced from 7 exons. The record is from RefSeq and is a predicted model, not a curated record. NCBI's taxonomy places the organism in Eukaryota, Viridiplantae, Streptophyta, Magnoliopsida, Poales, Poaceae.
CUCUCUCUCUUGCCCCCAUUACAUUACAGACAUCCAUCCUCUCCUCUCCUCUCGUCUCAUCACCACGCUCCAACCUCUCCCUCCUCCGCCCCCCGUCUUUCUCCCCUGGUCUUUGGCAGAUUUUCCUCCACCCAUUCUCUCCCUCCCUCCUCCUCUCCACCCGCAUCGAUCUCUCCGAAUUCUGUCCCCCCACCUAGCUGCCAUCUCUCCCCCUCCACCGAUUGAUUGGUUCUUCCUCCGUUUCUUGGGCUGAUUCUCCCUCUCCAUCUGUGUCUUGGCUUGAGAGGAUCGGCAGGAGAAACAAGGUGGAUGCGAACAAGUGCUUGGAUUGUGGCUCCGGCGAGCUCUUGAAUAUCUCGGGACCGCUUCCUGCUACGAGUCUCACUUGAAUCGCUGGGAAAGAGGCGAGCAGCAUCUGACAUGCUAUUGCCGCAGAACAAUCUGUAGAAGGACACCCCUUUACCCUUUCGAUAAUGCAAGGGCAGAGGAAUUCCGUCGAACAGCUAUCCGACGUCUUCGGGUUUGACCAUGGGUCUGGUUCAGGCAACCCCGUCAUGGACCAGCAGGCGUACUGGAACAGCAUGCUUGGAGCGGCAGAGUCGCAGAACCUCCCAGGUUACGAGAUGAACCGCGGCGACGGCGCCAUUCCGUAUGGAAGCGAGGCGCAUCAGGAUGGCCAGUUCUUAGGAUUCUGGGGGUCCGGUGAAGCUAGCUCGAGUGGCAGUGCGCUGAACUAUGGGAGCUCCAACGCGAUCAAGGCUGAGCAUCUGAACAUUGGUGGUGGUUUGAGGAUCGGUGAGAGGCGUCUGGGUGCUGAGCACAACCUUUCUUUGGAUAAUGUGGACAUCAACCUUAACACCAGUGGCCAUGAUCUCUUCGGUCAGAGUUCCAAUGCGAACAACGCCUCUCAAGCCUCACAGCAACAUGCUGGGUGCUCCCGUACUGAUGCCACCGCCCAGGCCACUGAGCUAAGAUUGCAUCCUUACCGAACUUACGGUUUAGACGACGAGCAGCCAGAGCCGUUCCCUUCUUUGAAUGCUUUCGAACAUCCUUUGGGGAACUUUUCCCUGAUGCCAGAGGACAUUGAUCAAAGACCAGGCAGUAGUUCCCUGGACGGCCGGCGUUUAGCGUGCAAGAGGAAAAAUAUUGAAGGAGUGCACGGGCAAUUUUCAGGAGGUGCUAGCACAAGCUUUUCCCACAGAAAUGAUAAUGCCUUCCAUAGUGUUCCUUCUUCAAGUUUCAACCCAGCUCCUGGCCCAAAUGUGUCCUCCCAUAACUUCUUGUUAGCUCCAAGUUCCAUUGAGGAACAACUUCCGAACUAUGGAGCUACUACAAUAAUGUCAUCUGUUAGCUACAAUCAUCCUAGCGGAGGCAAUAACAGUUCAGGAAAUUCACAGAGAAGUUUUCGGGCAAGGACUACCACCGCUCAGCAGGUUAGCCCCUAUGGUGUAUGGCCCCCUUCAGGUUCUAUCAGGCAUCCCGCUUCAUAUUAUCACCAGCCGCCUGCCUUUCAGAGCGCAUUUGAUGAACUAGAGGCGGCUAUGCCUGUGGUCAGUGGAAUCAACUUGCAGUACCAGCAUCCUGGAAACGUAGUCCCUGGUAUUCCACAAACCGCACACCGUUUUGCUGGCCAUGGAGCUUCAUCGUCGAGAGCAGGCAGCUUGGACAACAUAAUUCUUGGUAGAGAGGAAGUUACUGGGAGGAAUCUUGUAGCUCCCGGCUUCCCUAGUGCAGCCCCUCAUGCUGCACUAGACAUGAGACAUUUGGUGCCAGAAUUGUCUAAUUGGAAUUCUGACAAUCCUGGUGCUACCAUCCCUGGAAAUGUGUCUUCUGUAUCAAGAGCUAAUGCCAGUUCAACGAUUAGUCGACCAGCAGGCUCAACAUCUCUCACUCAUCAGAACCUACAUCGACGGCAUCCUAGAAAUUUAUCAGAGGAAAUAGGUCGUCUAUCUGGAGCACUUUGUGGUCCGCAGCACCCGCGCUUAAGGUCAGGGUUUCUAUUGGAACGUCAGGGUGAUGGUGUUUGGGGUGUUCCAUUACCAAUGAGGAAUACUAGGGAGGGAAGAAGAUUAAUGGAGAUACGGAAUGCACUAGAAAUGAUUCAGAGAGGGGAGAAUGUCAGAUUUGAGCAGUCUAUUUUCUAUGGUGGCGUCGAGAUUCAUGAUAGACACAGGGAUAUGCGUCUUGACAUAGACAAUAUGUCUUAUGAGGAACUAUUAGCACUGGAGGAAAGAAUAGGAAAUGUUAACACUGGGCUCACCGAGAAUGAUGUGAUGAAGCUCCUGAAGCAAAGGAAAUUCUCGUCAUGGAGAUUAUCAUCUGUGGAAUAUGAGCCAUGUUGUAUUUGUCAGGAAGAGUAUGUGGACGGUGACGAUCUCGGGACGCUUCACUGCGGGCAUGACUUCCAUGCCAGCUGCAUCAGGCAAUGGCUAGUGGUGAAGAACCUGUGUCCGAUCUGCAAAAGCACCGCCCUGAAGACCUAAGACAGCAGCAAGCCUCGUCGGAUGUCCGUUCAAUCGACCGCAAGAUCAUUUUAUUGAUUCAUAAUACCGCAACUUUUUGGCCAAAGGGUUUUGCAUUCACCUAAAGCUUGAUAAAAAAAUUCCAAAAUUCCUUGAAAAAAAGUUCCAGAAAACUGGUCAUGGUUUGAAAACAAAAGAAUGGUUCGAAACUGGUAUUACCUGUAAGCCGCUGUCGUGUCGCGGCAAAUAAUCCUGGGAUCUGUGUCUAGUACUCAUUUGACUAAAUAUUCAUCAUGGAUGCAUGGCAUAAUGGAUGCUAGUUUAAAGAUGA